CCCGCUUUUUCUCCCUUGCUCCGAAGCUUUGUGCGCUCUCUCUCUCUCUCUCUCUACCCUUUCCGAUGGCCGGAGAUCAGAGCUCUCCCUGGGCUCAACGCGGAGCUGCCUUCCCACAUCCGGCGCCCCAGCUGCUUCCUCACUGCCACUCAGCCAAGCCGUUUCACAGCUCCCCGCUGAUUUCAGGUGACGGCCCUGCUUUUCUGCCGCCAUGGGCAGCGGCUCCUGAUCCUUCCUUUCCCGGAGACCUCCCGCUGGAGCUGCCGACUGAACCACUUUAUGAUCUUCAGAAGAUCACCGGCGGCGGUCAGGGCUUUUAUCCUCGGGGGUUGGGGGAUUUUCAUCCUCCGGAGUUGGGAGUGAUUCCUUCCUCUUCCUCCUCUGCUCCCUACAACGGCCACAUGGCGAUUUCCAGUUUCGGACCCUCUGCUGCUCUGCCUCCUGAUGCGCCUUUUGGGGGCGGCACACUCCCGUCCGAACCCGCGGCAGGCCGUUUCGGCAACCCGCUGCUGAGCUCCAGCGCUGGCGGGGCUGCAGAUUUCUCUUUGUCGGGGUUCCAAGAGUUCCCCCGCUACUCCUCUGCUGUCCCGUUCGGCAGCACCCCGGCCAUCUCCAGCAACGGACCGACCGCACCACCGCCAGCUCCAUCAGGUUUUUGCCCAACAUCAGGACAGGAGCUUCCUUACUACUCCGCUGGGGAGCGCCUGAUCAACAACCCUCCAGCAAUUUCCGGCAACGGACCAACUGGGCCGGCCACGGCUGCUGUAGGAGCUUCACAGGCCGAACCCUCUGAGAUGAAAAACAUUGAUUUGUCGCUGAUCUGGACUCCCGAGGAACAGCGCCAAUUGAUUGAGCUCUGCAAGAUGUAUGGCCACAUCGAGUGUCCUGUCAGUCGUUUGGCUAAGAUAGCAAGGCCGUUUCCCGGGAAGACGAUGAGGGACGUGGCCCUGAGAAUCAGAUGGAUGGAAGAGAAAAGGAAUCAAAGGACAAAGGCUGUAAAUUCGUCCAGAUUACACCGAGGCAUGAAGGUAACAGUAAGAUCCAGAGAUCAUUUACACUUGAGCUCUCAACCUGGCGUCCCAUAUUGAUUGUAGGGCUUGAUGAUGUUCCAAUCUCGAAACCGAGCUUGAAAUAUGGGAUACAUCCAAUGAGGUCGACCAGAUUGUCUUUUUUGGCACCCGACUCUUUAGAUAAAACAGUUCUGUUUCUUUUUCCUUGUAUAAUAUAAUUGGACCUGUCGGAACAGUCCAUUUCUACAGGCAGUCUCGGAUUUUAUUAAGUCAGUGUUUGUAAAUAGUAUGGAUUUCUUAGACUUGGAAUUCGAGGCUUUUUGUUAUCUUACCCUGCCGAUCUGCAUGCCUUCUCUGCAGUCUAUGGUGUCUUGACAGCAUCGUCGAGAUGACAAAACAUUCCUUUCUUAGUAAUAGUCCAUUUGUUGGUGAACUUUAUGUUGUAAAAAAUGGUUCUUUCCAAAUUGACAGUUGUGUUUGUGCUA
Punica granatum (pomegranate) is the source of this 1495-nucleotide messenger RNA. The record is from RefSeq and is a predicted model, not a curated record. Lineage: Eukaryota; Viridiplantae; Streptophyta; Magnoliopsida; Myrtales; Lythraceae.